GAUAUGAUCGACAGCUGCGUUUCUUCUUUGAAGAAAAUGUUUAUUUCUGUAACAACCUGUUGCAAAGCAAUAGAAGCAGAGAGCCCUGAGGAGGGGAGCAGCCUUUGCCUUUUCGCUCUGGGUGGGAAAGGCUGGAAUAUGACCGGGGAUUCCCUGCGCCGCUGCGGCACGGCGUGGGGAGGAAGAGGCAGGGGAACUUCUGGGCGUGAGAGCUGCAGUUAAAACUGCUUCAGCAGAGGCUGGGGAGGACACACACAGACCGCCCCGACAGCUGGCAGCGACGGCUUGUCGGCUACGAUGGCAUCACAGGACUUGCGGAGACAUUAUUACACACUCAGUACAUCAAUGGGCCCAGCUUUAGUUGAGCAGGUGAUAUGUUUCCUGUACAGCAGCCAGGUUCUCAGUCAAUAUGAGCUUAAUGUCAUCACGUCCAAGUCUGAUAUCCUUACAAAGGCAUGUGAACUACUUUCUGCAGUCAUCCGAAAGGGGAAGAAAGCCUGUGGUAUCUUCUUUCAAGCGCUUGCAAUGUGUGAUCCACAUCUGAGCAAUCAGAUAUUUGGAACACAAGCAAGGCCUCAUACUUCAGAGCCAACAAGACCUGGAGAAGCGCUGUCCUCUCAAAAAGGACAAUGCAAGUCGCUGCCAGUGAUCUGCAAGAUUUGUAUCUGCAACUCGAGUCUCAGCAAUUGCACCUUUGGCUCAAACAACAACAUAUCCAUUAUGAGGUCAACGUCAUUAUCUGCCUUGGAGAACUUUGCGGAUCCAGCAUCCAGUGUGAAUGCAGAAUGUGGGAAGGCCCUGGAAAUGAUGUCUAAGUCCCACACGUGUGGCAGUUCCAAUGAAAUGAGCACAAGUAACAGAGAGGCCAUCCAAGUGGAGUCUGACAUUGAAAUAAUUAGGUCCAAAUUGCAAAACAUGAUUAUUGGAAACCAAAAUACAUUCACAUUGGUGGAACAAAUCAGUGACAAAGAAGAGAAUGAGGACAAGGAGCUGGACGAAGAGUAUGAGGAAAAUGAAUGUGAGGAGAAAGAAUAUUCAGAACAGUUAACAAAUGAAACCAGGCAGCCAGAAGCAGUGCAGCAAUUUGAAUGCUGCAGGUUAAUGGCUGGUUAAUAAAAAUGGAUCUAUCGGCUGGGUUUUGUGGCUCCCCCCCCCUUACCUUAGGAUGGCUGGCCGUUAGCCAUUUCAUGGGGGACUUCUAGCUGCCAGGACAGGAAGCACACCUCAGGAACUGCUGGCCAAUCAGAGACUGACAACUUCCCAGUACUAAUGGUGCCACCAUCAGUGAUGGUCACUGUCACUGCUGCACUCAGAGCAGUGAUGGGGUGUUGAGGGGAUGAGCUGUCCUGAAUUUCUAGAUUUAUUGUUACACCAUUUUUGUAUUUGGAAUGAAUUCAGUCUUGAAUGUACUCAAAGGCUGAGCAAAGGUUCACAAUCCUCUGAGUGAAGGGAGUCAGCGAUGACCAAGAGGCCAGAGAGUGAGGGAGUUCUCAUAUGGGUGACAUGUUACAGAGAUAGGGAGGGUGAGGAAUGUUUGGGAACAAGGACUCCCAAUUUCCCCAAUCCAGACAAUGAUCAGGAUUUGGUGAGUAUAAAUACAACAGGUGGGCGGCAUGGUGGCACAGUGGUUAGCACUGUUGCCUCACAGCGCCAGAGACCUGGGUUCAAUUCCCG
Messenger RNA from Chiloscyllium plagiosum (whitespotted bambooshark), 1674 nucleotides. RefSeq lists its product as uncharacterized. The record is from RefSeq and is a predicted model, not a curated record. NCBI's taxonomy places the organism in Eukaryota, Metazoa, Chordata, Chondrichthyes, Orectolobiformes, Hemiscylliidae. Gene Ontology annotation, biological process: regulation of apoptotic process.